Sclerotinia trifoliorum is the source of this 2331-nucleotide messenger RNA. The record is from the annotation of a GenBank genome assembly. Lineage: Eukaryota; Fungi; Ascomycota; Leotiomycetes; Helotiales; Sclerotiniaceae.
AGCCUUUUGAUAUAGAACUAUUAUAGAAUAAAAGUCUAGAAUCUAGAUAAGUCUUGUAUAAAAAUUUAUACAUCUCUUUUUAUACCAGAAACGUCGUCACACCGAAUUUGGCUGAUCGGUCUUAUCGAUCCGGUAUAGCUAUGUCUACUAGACAAUCUAUUAGUAUUUUGACAUAUGCUUGAAAGAGUGCAUUAGUGGACUGGGGACGACGGACUUCGGCGGCCGAAAGGGCCCUUAAAACGACACUGAGGACCUAUAUAUAAUAACGAUUGUUCCCUCAUUCCCAUCAAGAUAUCUCACUGAUUAUUCUGGAAAUCAUAUUCAAGAUACAGUCUCGGUCUUUGAGCCAAACAACAUGUAUCUCCUAGGCAUCACCACGUGUUUGCUUGCUUCUCUCACUUCAGCCUUACCCGCUCCAGAGAAACGCCAACUAGCACCUAGCGUCCAGCUAUCAAAUGCUCAAAUCAUCGGGUCUAGUAAUCUUACGGCGGGAGUCGACACCUUCAAAGGUAUUCCUUAUGCACAACCACCCGUCGGACCACUACGCUUGAAGCCUCCAACGCCUAUCACCACUCAGCUUGGCACUAUUCAAGCCACCAGCAUCCCCACAGCCUGUCCUCAAGCUCGCUCCUCAAAUCCAAUGGGAGAGGAUUGUCUAACCGUCAACAUCCAACGCCCCUCAAAUGUUACCAAGGACUCCAAACUUCCUGUUCUUUUCUGGAUAUACGGCGGUGCCUUCGGAGCCGGAUCUACCCAAACUUUCGACGGAACUCAAUUCAUCCAAACUUCCGUCUCCCGCCAUCAGUCCUUCAUCUACGUAGCCGUUAACUACCGUAUCGGUGGGUUUGGCUUCCUAGGCGGUUCCGAGAUUUACAAAGAUGGUUCUGCAAAUCUAGGACUCUUGGACCAAAGACUCGGUCUUGAAUGGGUCGCCGACAACAUUGCAGCGUUUGGAGGCGACCCUGACAAAGUCACGAUUUGGGGUCAAUCUGCCGGAUCUAUUUCUGUGUUUUAUCAAAUGGCAUUAUAUGGCGGAAAAUACCAUUACAAAAACAAACCACUUUUCCGCGGUGCGAUCAUGGAUUCUGGCUCCCUCACACCCGCCGAACCCAUCGAUGGGCCACGUGCACAAGAAUCAUACGGCCUAGUUGUCUCCGCGGCGGGCUGUGCAAAUUCCACUGACACCCUAAAUUGUCUCCGCGGCGUCUCCUACGAAACAUAUCUAGCCGCUACCGUCUCCCUCUUUUCACUGCCAGCAUACACCGUCACCUCAAUCCCUUACCUCCCACGCCCCGACUACGAGGGAGGAGUCUUCCCAGCUUCCGCCGAGGUCCUCGCAUUGCGCGGACAAUUCGCCCCUGUACCAAUGAUAAUCGGCGACCAAGAAGACGAAGGAACAAUAUUCUCCCAAAACGCAUCGCCCAACACAACUGCUGAACUAGAGACCCUUCUCCACACCGUCGUCUACUCCUCCGCUAACUCCUCCCAAAUAUCCACCCUCGUCUCUGCUUACCCCGAUGAUCCUUCCUUUGGUUCCCCAUUCGGUACUGGUUCUGCCAAUAACAUUUUCCCAGAAUACAAGCGUUUGGCAGCCAUAACGGGCGAUAUCUCAUUCACGCUUAUCCGACGUCUGUUUUUGGAGCAUGCAGAGAGUAUACAACCGCAUGUACCAAAGUACUCAUAUCUUGCGACUUAUGGUUAUGGAACUCCGACAGUGGGAACGGCUCAUGGAUCUGAUGUGCCGAUAGUUUACGGAAAGCAGUUGGGCUUCCCUCAAGAGACUAUCCAGGGCUAUUAUCUUAAUUUUGUGGAGAACGGGGAUCCGAAUCGCGAUGUUGGCCCUGGAAAUGGAAAUGCGACACUUCACUGGCCGCUCUGGAAUGAAGGAAAACAACUUAUGAACUUCGGGGCUAAGAAUAAUACACUAAUGGUGGAGAAUUUCAGGGAGGAACAAUAUGAGGUUAUUAAAUCGUUGAUCGGGAGUCUGCAUAUUUGAGGAAUGGAAUCUUGCACAGCAUGAAUAAUUUCAAGUAUUAGAUGUGGAUUGUUUAAAGAGAAAGAAGGUGACCUACAGGUGGAGGAUAGAGCUAGCGCUUGUAUUUAUACUUGUAGCAUAGUUAAUUUCAAUUUAAUAAAUAGAAUUUGUCGAGAUCGAUUGUGUAACAUCGCCAGUGACCACCAGUGAGUGUGAUUUGAACAUUAUAUUGGUAAUCAGUCCUGGAUGAGGUGCGGAAAAGUCCCGGUGAGCUUCCAUCAUGACUUGGGACCAGGGUUGAGUUUGCUAGCUGUUAGAUAUCAUGGCGUCGAAUUUGUGACUUCGUGAAGAUGUUG